This is a messenger RNA of Ricinus communis (castor bean), 2237 nucleotides long. Its product is annotated as protein trichome birefringence-like 2. The record is from RefSeq and is a predicted model, not a curated record. Gene Ontology annotation, molecular function: O-acetyltransferase activity. Lineage: Eukaryota; Viridiplantae; Streptophyta; Magnoliopsida; Malpighiales; Euphorbiaceae. The transcript is spliced from 5 exons. Bases 208 to 1953 code for a protein of 581 amino acids. Gene Ontology annotation, cellular component: Golgi apparatus.
AGUAGAGUAGAAAUCUUUUCAGACAUUUUCACUACUUUGCUAUUAUCUCUCUUUACAUACUCAUCUAAACAAACAAACACAAACACUGAUCUCAUUCUUUGUAAUCUCAGUACAUACAAAUCUCAAAUCUCUUUUAAACAAACUCUUCAGAUUUGACAAAAGUGUGAUUGAUUUAUCUACAGGGAAUGAUUUGCUUGUUAAGUGUAAAUGGAUUCUAAUAAGAAACUUGCAUUGCCAGACCAGGUUUUAUCACCAAAACGAAAGGUGCUUUCUGGGUUUGUUUUAUGGGUCGGUGCUUCUCUUAUUAUACUAUCCGUGCUUUUGCUUAGUAAUUCUUUAAAGGGUCGUGUAGUCAUAACACCCUUAUUUCAAGGGUUCAAUAGUGUUAAUAGUGUUAAUUCUUCUUCUUUAGUUUCUUGGCCUUUUUCAUUUCCAAGUUCUUAUUUACCAUCUUCUGUUGCUAAUAAUGAUACAUUAGAAGUGAUAUUAGAGAAAACCCAUUUGGGGAAUUCAACUGAUGAUAUUGAAAAUGGAAGCAUUUCUGUUGAUAAAGCAACAGUUCAAGAGAAAACCGAGAACUCAAAAGGUGGAAACUUUUUAGAUUCUAGUGGUGGGCAUGGAAACGGAAGUGUUAUUGAGAAUACCAAUUUGGGUAAUUUUUCUGAUAUGUUAAAAAAUGGAAGCUUGCAUGGCGAAGAUGAAAUUUUUAUUGGGAAUUUUAGUGUCAGUAUCGAUGGAUAUUUGGAUGCAAACAGAAGCAUUGAGGGGAAAUCUCUAGAGAAUUUUAAUGACGUGAAUAAUACAGUGCUAGAUGAUAAGGACAAGGACAAUUUGAUAUAUAAUGAAGAGCUUGGUAGAUUUCGGGGUGGAGAAGAAGAAAACCGAAAUGCAAGUUCUGAGACAUGUGAUAUAUUUGAUGGCCAGUGGGUGAGAGAUGAUUCAAAACCGUAUUAUCCUGCAGGUUCAUGUCCUCAUAUUGAUAGGGAUUUUGAGUGCCACCUCAAUGGAAGGCCUGAUGAUGGAUUUGUUAAAUGGAAAUGGCAGCCAAAUAGAUGCAGCAUCCCAAGUUUGAAUGCAACUGAUUUUUUGGAGAGGUUAAGAGGACAAACUCUGGUUUUUGUUGGGGAUUCAUUGAAUCGGAACAUGUGGGAGUCUCUCGUAUGCAUCCUUCGCCACAGUAUUAGAGAUAAAAAAAGAGUCUAUGAGAUCUCCGGAAGGACGGAAUUUAAAAAGAAGGGUUUCUAUGCAUUUAGAUUUGAGGAUUAUAACUGUAGUGUUGAUUUUGUUGGCUCUCCAUUUCUUGUUAGAGAAUCAUCCUUCAGUAGUAAAAAUGGAAAACUUGAGACCUUAAGGUUGGAUUUGAUGGACCUAACAACUAAGAUGUACCAAGAUGCUGAUAUCAUAGUUUUUAAUACAGGUCACUGGUGGACUCAUGAGAAAACUUCCAGAGGAGAAGACUAUUAUCAAGAAGGCGACUAUGUACACCCAAGACUAAAGGUCAUGGAAGCAUACAAGAGAGCACUUCUUACUUGGGCCAGAUGGGUUGACAAGAACAUAGAUGGGAAUCGAACACAGAUUUUCUUUAGAGGAUAUUCAGUUACCCAUUUCAGAGGAGGCCAAUGGAACUCGGGAGGGCAGUGUCAUAAAGAAACAGAGCCAAUAUCCAACGCAACACACAUAAGGAAGUACCCUUCUAAAAUGAGAGUUUUCGAGCAUGUACUUAAGGAAAUGAAAAGUCCAGUUAUAUAUCUAAACAUAAGUAGGCUGACAGAUUACAGAAAAGAUGGCCACCCUUCUAUUUUCAGAAUGCAAUACAAGACAGCAGAAGAACGAAAUGCUGCUGAGCGAUCUCAAGAUUGCAGUCAUUGGUGCUUACCUGGAGUGCCAGAUACUUGGAAUGAAUUAUUAUAUGCUUCCCUCUUGAAGGCUGGGAGGGGAUCUUGGAAAAUAUAAAGUGUAGAAACCGUGUGUAUCAUAGAUGAUAUUAUUCUUUAGGUUCUCUCUCUCUGUGUCUUUUUCCACCUAGCUUCUGCACUAUUCAAAUUGUUCUAGAUUAAUGUUAUGUUGAUAGCAUGAGACGGAUGAGAAAUGUAAACACGGAGUUCUAGCUUUUUCCAUUCAGGCAUAUACAAUUGUGUUGGCAAAGCUAGCACAUGCAAGUGAUAAAACAGGCAAUAUAGAUUCAUGUGACCUCAUGUACUGUUUACCUAUCAAGCAAUGAACAUAUUGUUUAUUUA